Molecule: messenger RNA, 1969 nt
Organism: Phoenix dactylifera (date palm)
Lineage: Eukaryota; Viridiplantae; Streptophyta; Magnoliopsida; Arecales; Arecaceae
Product: geraniol 8-hydroxylase-like
Molecular function (GO): iron ion binding; monooxygenase activity; oxidoreductase activity, acting on paired donors, with incorporation or reduction of molecular oxygen
Source: RefSeq, a predicted model, not a curated record
CCCUCAUCGUUACAGGAAAUAUGCUCCUUUGUUUGUCAUAUAUCAAAAGGGAUCUAGAGCCCACCACUGCAACCCACGCUCAAACACUGCUAUGGAAUUCUCCACCUCCCUGGCCGCCGCCCUCCUGGCGGUGCUCCUCUACGUCGCCGUCCUCCGUCGGUGGCACCGCUCCUCCUCCUCCAAACCCCCUCCAGGCCCAGCCGGGCUCCCCCUCGUAGGCAGCCUCCCCUUUCUCGACCCGGAGCUCCACACCUACUUCGCCCGCCUCGCCGCCACCCACGGCCCACUCUUCAGCAUCCGGCUGGGCACCAAGCUGGGGAUCGUGGUCUCCUCCCCGGCCCUCGCCCGCGAGGUGCUCAAGGACCACGACCCCAUCUUCGCCAACCGCGACGUCCCCUCCGCCGCCCGCGUCAUAGCCUACGGCGGCGCCGACAUCGUCUGGAACCCCAACGGCCCCACCUGGCGCAUGCUUCGCCGCGUCUGCGUCCGCGAGAUGCUCGGCCCCGCCAGCCUCGACGCCGUCUACGGCCUCCGGAGACAGGAGGUCCGGUCGACCAUCCAUCACCUGCACUCCCACGCCGGGACUCCGAUCGACGUCGGAGCUCAGAUGUUUCUGACGGUGAUGAACGUGAUCACCAACAUGCUGUGGGGAGGGACGGUGGAAGGGGAGGAGAGGAGUUGGGUGGGGAAGGAGUUCCGGAGGCUGGUGGCGGAGAUAACAGAGCUGCUGGGCAGACCCAACGUGUCGGAUUUUUUCCCCGUUCUGGCCCGGUUCGAUUUGCAGGGGGUGGAGACGCAGAUGGGGGUGCUGCUGGAGCGGUUCGACCGGAUCUUCGAGCCGAUAAUAGACCGGAGGAGGAAGGUCGGGGAGGGAGGGGCGAAGGAUUUCUUGGAGUAUAUGCUGAGGAUGGAGAAGGAAGGCGGUGAUAGCAAGACGCCUUUCACCAUGACUCAUGUCAAGGCCCUCCUCAUGGAUAUGGUUGUCGGGGGAACAGAGACCACAUCGAACACUGUAGAGUGGGCGUUGGCCGAAAUGAUGCAGAAACCUGAAACCCUGAGACGUGCCCGAGAGGAACUCGACCAAGCUGUGGGAAAGGACAACAUUGUAGAAGAGUCCCACAUUUCUAAUCUCCCUUACCUUGGAGCUGUGAUCAAAGAGGUUCUCCGAUUGCACCCGGCCCUUCCACUCUUGGUCCCCCACUGCCCAAGCUCUCCAUGCCCUGUUGGUGGCUACACCAUCCCGGAAGGCAGUCGAGUCUUCGUGAACGUGUGGGCAAUACAUAGGGACCCUUCAUUAUGGGAAGAUCCGCUGGAGUUCAAGCCAGAGAGGUUCUUAGACAGUACCAACAAGUGGGAUUUUAGUGGGAAUGACUUCAAUUACUUCCCAUUUGGGUCAGGGAGGAGAAUCUGUGCUGGGAUCUCAAUGGCAGAGAGGAUGGUCGGAUACUCCCUAGCAUCACUGUUGCACUCUUUUGAGUGGAAGCUAGCAGAGGGAACGAAACUGGACCUGGAAGAGAAGUUUGGAAUUGUUCUAAAGAAGGCUAAGCCACUGGUUGCCAUACCAACACCAAGACUACCAAACCCUGAUCUCUAUUCAUAGAUUGCAUGUUUGACGAUCGUGGAAGCAACUUUUUCUCUCUCUUCAUGGAAGCUUAACGAUCAUGGACUUAUGCAGUAAUCUACAUGUUUAAAAUCAUAACACUUCAAAAACUGAAGUGAUUAAAGCUCUUGUAUCCGAAGUGCAUCAAUCUUCUUUUCCUUGUUGACUAGCGAAAAAACUGGCUCAGGUAGGAAGUGCUUCCUAUUGUCUGGAAAAUGCUGAAUAUUAAUAUCUGCUUAAGCUUACAUGUCCAAGGUACUAGAAAUUUGGAAUUGUAGUCUGAAUAUAAAAUGCCUGGGAAAGUCUUGUAUUAUUAAAGCUGAAGGUGAGUUUUAUAAGUAAUUGGAGAUGAAUAUGUUUGUAUAUGAA